GGGGGGCGGUUAUGGGGCAGGGGGGACAAGUGAGGGGCAGUUUUCGGUCACUUAUGGGGCAGCCGUUUGUCAGUUGUGGGUCAGUUAUGGUCACUUAUGGGGUCUCUAUGGGGUCCCUAUGGGUCUCUAUGGGGUAUCUAUGGGGUCUCUUUGGGUGUCUAUGGGGUCUCUAUGGGGUGUCUAUGGGUCUCUAUGGGGUGUCUUUGGGUGUCUAUGGGGUGUCUAUGGGUCUCUAUGGGUUCUCUAUGGGGUGACCUUGGGGUGUCUAUGGGUCUCUCUGGAUUUCUAUGGGGUCUCUAUGGGGUCUCUAUGGGGUGUCUAUGGAGUGUCUUAUGGGUCCGUUCUGGUCACUUAUGGGGCAGCCGUGGGUCAGUCGUGGGUCCGUUCUGGUCACUUAUGGGGCAGCCGUGGGUCAGUCGUGGGUCCGUUCUGGUCAGUUAUGGGUCAGCUGUGGGUCACUUGUGGGUCACUUAUGGGGCAGCCCUGGGUCAGCUCUGGUCACUUGUUAUGGGUCAGCUAUGGGUCAGCUCUGGUCACUUAUGGGGCAGCCGUGGGGCAGGUCUCGUUCCCAGGCCAUGGAGGGGUCGGGGGCUCCGCGCUGUCGCCGUGUGGGGAUCCUGGGCUACGGACGCCUGGGCCGGUUCCUGGCCGCCCGCCUGUUGGCCGAGGGCGCCCCCUGCGGGCUGUCUCUGGGCUUCGUGUGGAGGCGGGGGGGCCGGAGCGGCCCCCUCCCCCCGCCCCUCCCCCUGUGGGACCUGCGCGACCUGCCGAGCACGGGGGUGCAGCUGGUGGUUGAGGUUUCUCAUCCCUCGGUGGCCCAAGAGCACGGAGAAGAGAUUCUGAAACACGCGGAUCUGAUGCUGGGGUCCCCGUCGGCGCUGGCGGACGCAGAGACGCGGCGGCGCCUGCAGGGGGCGGCGGAGCGCGGGGGCCACACGCUCUAUGUCCCCCGGGGGGCGCUCUGGGGCUGCGAGGACAUCGAGAGGAUGGACCGGGCGGGGACCCUGCAGGCGCUGACGGUGACGCUGAGGACGUCCCCGCGCUCCCUGCGUGCGGGGGGGUGGCUGCGGGGCCGGGUGGCGGCCGCGGUGGCCUCGGGGGAGGCGGGAGGUGCUGUACGAGGGCCCCUGCGCCCGCUCUGUCCCCUGUGUCCCCAGAACGUCAACGCCAUGGCGGCCGCCGCGCUGGCGGCACCGCGGCUCGGCUUCGAUGGCCUGCGGGCGCGGCUGGUGGCCGAGCCGGGGGUCCCCGACUGGCACGUGCUGGAGGUGGAGGUGACGGGGGUUGGGGACGGGGGUCGCGCCCUCAGUGUCACCAGCACCCGCCGCAACCCGGCGGCACCCGGAGCCGUCACCGGGGACGCCACCAGGGACAGUUUCUGGAGCAGCCUGCAGGCCUGCACCGGACACGGCGGGUGCAUCCGGCUCUGCUGAGGGCGGGGACAACGGGGACAACGGGGACAAAACAACGGGGACAACGGGGACAAAACAACGGGGACAACGGGGACAACGGGGACAAAAACAACGGGGACAAAACAACGGGGACAACGGGGACAAAACAACGGGGA
This is a messenger RNA of Columba livia (rock pigeon), 1567 nucleotides long. It is a transcript of the gene ASPDH, whose product is annotated as aspartate dehydrogenase domain containing. Gene Ontology annotation, biological process: NAD+ biosynthetic process. Lineage: Eukaryota; Metazoa; Chordata; Aves; Columbiformes; Columbidae. The record is from RefSeq and is a predicted model, not a curated record. Gene Ontology annotation, molecular function: L-aspartate dehydrogenase [NAD(P)+] activity; NADP binding.